AUGGUCGAUUUUGCGGGUUAUUCAAUGCCUGUUCUUUACAAGGGCCAGAGUCAUCUCGAAUCGCACAAGUGGGUUAGAGACAACUGUGGUGUCUUCGACGUCUCUCAUAUGUUGCAGCAUCGGAUCAAAGGACCAAACACUACCUCUUUUCUGCAGAAGUUGUGUCCUACUGACUUGCGCUCUCUCAAGCCAUUUCACUCCACACUGACCGUCUUGCUUAACAACAAUGGAGGAGUUGUUGACGACUGUAUGGUCACGAAGCACGACGAAGAUAGUUUCUAUAUUGUUACGAAUGCAGGAUGCAGAGCUAAGGACGUUGAGUUUAUCAAAUCAGAGCUCAGCAACUACAAUGAAGGUUCUGGCAUUGAACACCAGACGUUUGAAGGUGGCCUUCUCGCAAUCCAAGGACCGAAAGCUCAGGAUGUUAUUUCUAAGCUCACCUCCUCUGAUCUGAGCACUUUGUACUUUGGUCAGUCCAGAUUUAUUCCUUUGGACGGUUUCGGAUCCCCAGAAAAAUUCCACAUCGCAAGAGGUGGUUACACUGGUGAAGAUGGAUUUGAAAUUUCCAUCCCAGAAAUAGGCGUUGCCAGAGAGUUCUUCCUUGCUCUUUUGCAGAACGACGCUGUAAAACCAAUUGGCCUCGCAGCAAGAGAUUCGCUAAGACUUGAGGCAGGAAUGUGCCUAUAUGGCCAUGAACUGAACGAAGAGAUAACGCCUGUUGAGGCAUCCUUGAACUGGCUGGUCUCCAAGUCUAGAAGGUCGGACAAGUUCAACGGAAGUGAAAAGAUUUUGAGCCAGCUGGAAAAUCCAAAGUCGGUUACUUUCAAGAGAGUUGGCAUCAAAUCCAAAGGCCCCUCCCCUCGUCAGGGAAAUAGGAUAUUCGCUAGCGACGAUCGGUCCAAGCAGAUCGGUGUGAUUUGCUCUGGAUCUCCUUCUCCUACUCUUGGAGGCAAUAUUGGCCAGGCAUUUAUCAACAAGCCAUAUCAGAAGACCGGCACAGAAGUCCUGAUUGAAAUUAGAGGCAAGCUAAGACCCGCAAUCGUGUCCAAGAUGCCGUUCGUUGAGCCAAAAUAUUAUCGCCCCUAA
This is a messenger RNA of Ogataea angusta, 1086 nucleotides long. RefSeq lists its product as uncharacterized. Gene Ontology annotation, molecular function: aminomethyltransferase activity; protein binding. The record is from RefSeq and is a predicted model, not a curated record. Gene Ontology annotation, cellular component: mitochondrion. Bases 1 to 1086 code for a protein of 361 amino acids. The transcript has a single exon. NCBI's taxonomy places the organism in Eukaryota, Fungi, Ascomycota, Pichiomycetes, Pichiales, Pichiaceae. Gene Ontology annotation, biological process: glycine catabolic process.